AUAAUAAUAUAUAUAUACUACAUCGUAACGGUUCGCUGCGAUAAAUAACAAAAUUUACGCGCAUAUGUUUUUUAGCCAUUUUUAUUUUCUCAUGUUAUCCUAAUGAAUGUAUUGCGUGUUAUUGUAGCAUAAAUACAAUUUUUCUAUAAUGAGCGAAUUUAAGCAAUGCAGUUUCUCCUGCUAUUUUUCCUGUUAAAUUUUUUCCUUAUUUAUAAUUCCCUUUAUGUAUAAUUUAUUUGGUUUAGAAUUUGAUCUACUUCUAACCUUGUACGGAUAUGCAAAAUGGUAGAGGUAACUUUUAGCAAGUUGAGUGAGGAUACAUAUCUGGAAUCGGCAAAAAAUGCAGUGCUAAGUUUUAGGAGGGAAAAUGAGAAUGCCUCAAAAACGGGGGGAAUCAUCCGUGAUAAAAUAGGCAGCUUUACCCUUUUUAAAGUUCUUAUGUUUUUCCUUCUAAUAUGGAUAAUACGGUGUUCCGGCGAGGACGCGAUUCAUGAAGUUAAGAGUGAUAGGGGAAUCCCACAAUGCUUAUACGGCUACAGAUUAUUAGCAGAAUCGGAAGUGCAAUUCGAUGCGAUAUUCGAUUUAUAUAAGAAAAACUUUUUAAAUAAAAUGGGAUAUACUGAUGAGGAUUCAGAAAGAAUCAAAACGACUGUGAAGUCACAUUUAGAUCAAACAAAAGGUAUGGACACAGAUCAACAGCGCAGAAAAAAAUUAGAAGCUUGCGAGCAUAUUAUAAAACAGGGUAGUGACAAUAAUAUUUCGAAGUUUUCCAACAAUUUCAGAGUAUUAUCUUCUCCUUAUUUUCUUGUCUUGAGUUCAUUCAUAUUGUUUUCUAAUGGAUAUUACAGGUUUUUUUUAGCUCUAAUGGGCAUACUAAUUUUAAAAUUUGUAAACUUCUUUUGGGAUUUAAAAUAUGUCAUUUCAAGAAUGGCGGAAAGUAUGUAA
Plasmodium cynomolgi strain B is the source of this 945-nucleotide messenger RNA. RefSeq names its product Pv-fam-h protein. The record is from RefSeq and is a predicted model, not a curated record. The transcript has 2 exons. NCBI's taxonomy places the organism in Eukaryota, Apicomplexa, Aconoidasida, Haemosporida, Plasmodiidae. Bases 283 to 945 code for a protein of 220 amino acids.